UGCUAUCGUUUACUUAAAUCAAAACCUCGGGACAAAAGACAAGACUGACAUCUGAAAGGGGAUGGUCAGAAUAUACGUGAUUUGAGUCUUUGGUCACUUGUUGGCCAACAAUGAGGAUGACAGACACUUGCAUAAAGACACGGCUGAUAUUACCUAAACCUACUUCAGAAUAGAAGAUUUCUUUCUACGAUCAUAAGAUAGCUUACAACUGAUUAGAAGAAUUGAUUCCUCUGCGGCUCAUCAGAUCACUUCCUGUAAAAUCCCCCAUCUUUCUGUUUGUGAAAAAGAACCAGACCUCUUGGAAACUAUCUUCAUCAGACCUGGGAGUUUGAAAGAAGCAGGUGCUGAACCUUAGUUUUCUCCCUGAUCAAGAAAAAUGGGCUGCAAUCGAAACUGUGGGCUCAUCGGUGGUGCUGUCAUUGGUGCAGUCCUGGCUGUGUUUGGAGGUAUUCUAAUGCCAGUCGGAGACAUGCUUAUUCAGAAGACAAUUAAAAAGGAAGUUGUCCUUGAAGAAGGUACAAUUGCUUUUCAAAAUUGGGUUAAAACAGGCACAGAUGUUUACAGACAGUUCUGGAUCUUCGAUGUGCAAAAUCCAGAGGAAGUGGCAGCUAACAGCACCAAAAUUAAAGUAAAGCAAAGAGGUCCUUACACAUACAGAGUUCGUUAUCUAGCCAAGCAAAAUAUAACCCAGGACUCUGAGACCCACACGGUCUCUUUCCUCCAGCCCAAUGGUGCCAUCUUUGAACCUUCACUAUCAGCUGGAACCGAGAAUGACACUUUCACUGUUCUCAAUCUGGCUGUGGCAGCUGCAGCCCAUCUCUAUCCAAAUGCAUUUGUUCAAGGAGUACUCAAUUCACUCAUCAAAAAGUCAAAAUCUUCUAUGUUUCAAAACAGAACUUUGAAAGAACUAUUGUGGGGCUAUAAUGAUCCAUUCCUGAGUUUGGUUCCAUACCCUGUUCCUACUACAGUUGGUGUGUUUUAUCCUUACAACAAUACUGCAGAUGGCGUUUAUAAGGUUUUCAAUGGAAAGGACGACAUAAGCAAAGUUGCCAUAAUUGACACAUAUAAGGGCAAAAAGAAUCUCUCCUAUUGGCCAAGUUAUUGUGACAUGAUUAAUGGUACAGAUGCAGCCUCAUUUCCACCUUUCGUUGAAAAGACACGGAUAUUGCAAUUCUUCUCCUCUGAUAUUUGCAGGUCAAUCUAUGCUGUGUUUGGAGCUGAAAUGAAUCUGAAAGGAAUCCCUGUGUAUAGAUUUCUUCUUCCAUCCAAGGCUUUUGCAUCUCCACUUCAAAAUCCAGACAACUAUUGUUUCUGCACGGAAACAAUUAUCUCAAAAAAUUGUACUUCAUCUGGUGUGCUAGAUAUUAGCAAAUGCAAAGACGGAAGACCCGUGUACAUUUCGCUUCCUCAUUUUCUACACGCAAGUGCUGAUAUUGCAGAUCCUAUUGAAGGUUUAAAUCCAAAUGAAGAAGAGCAUAGCACGUACUUAGAUGUUGAACCUAUAACUGGAUUUACUUUACGAUUUGCAAAACGGCUACAGGUCAACAUGUUGGUCAAGCCGUCAAAAAAGAUUGAAGCAUUAAAGCAGCUGAAGUAUAACUAUAUUGUGCCUGUUCUUUGGCUUAAUGAGACUGGCACCAUUGGUGAUGAGAAGGCAGAAAUGUUCAGAAAGCAAGUGACUGGAAAAAUAAACCUCCUUGGCCUGGUAGAAAUGAUCUUACUCAGUGUUGGUGUGGUGAUGUUUAUUGCUUUUAUGAUUUCAUACUGUGCAUGCAGAUCAAAGAGAGUAAAUUAAGAAGCAAAUGAGCCUUUACCUUUACGCACCAGCUACAUCAGAACCUUUCUUAAUAUCAUCCUAUAAAAUGAAGACUCAAUAUGCUUUAUUUUUGCAAAACACACUUAUAGUUGAAGAACUGGCAGAAUUUUUUUUUUGCACUGAGCAGCAGCACAUUUUUAAAGGAUUAAGAUGUCAUUAAAAUCCAUACUUUGAAAAAAAAAAAACAACCAGCAUCUUUUAUCAUUCAACAUGUUCACAAUGGAAUGGAGUUCAGUUUUUACAGAUCCAGUUAUUUUUAUUUGGUACUGAUUCACUGAUUGGGUCCCUGUUGCUAAAUUCAGCAGAGGGGUGGAUGUUUUAAACAAAAAUCCUGGACCCUGAACUCUUGUUGUCCUCAUCAAAGGGAGAACAUCACUACCUUCAUCAGUGUCCCUGUGACACACAGACCCCAGGACUGUCAGUACAUUGCAUUUCAUGAGCAUCAACUAUUUUAAAAGACAUUUAGGAAUGGAAACGAAAUGACUAGCCUAUGAACCAUUUAUUAUACAUUACUUAAGUUUCCUUCUCUAUGGAAUCCUUUGUACAGCAUCAGUAGGCAUUAUAACCGUGCUGUCUAUAACAAUAUGGGCUUAUAUUUUUGUCAACUGUUAUGCAAAUGGACAUGUCUGGGUACUGUCAUUUUCCUUCUUCUGCACCUCCUCUGGAAAUCUGAGUAGAUUUUGAUCUUUGUACUCAUUUUCAUACAACUUAUGCUUGGCAACUUCAGAAUGCUGUGCUAGUAUUAAGAGAUGUAAAUGAUAAAGAAAUUACUGUGUGGGAGACUACAAAGAGUAGAAUGUCCAUUCAUAGUCAUUUGUUGUAAUAUUUCUUCCUUUCAUAGUCACCUCAGAAAGACCGGUUUCAAACAUUAAAAGAUGUCCUUCCUUAAA
Molecule: messenger RNA, 2706 nt
Organism: Hippopotamus amphibius kiboko
Lineage: Eukaryota; Metazoa; Chordata; Mammalia; Artiodactyla; Hippopotamidae
Product: platelet glycoprotein 4
Exons: 15
Coding region: 377-1795 (472 amino acids)
Biological process (GO): receptor-mediated endocytosis; lipid storage; lipoprotein transport
Cellular component (GO): cytoplasm; cell surface; caveola
Molecular function (GO): scavenger receptor activity; low-density lipoprotein particle binding; low-density lipoprotein particle receptor activity
Source: RefSeq, a predicted model, not a curated record